ACUGCAGCGAUGACACGCACACUAAUGGGCUUGCGUCAUCUCACGCACACCAAAGUUCUAAAUCUUUCUCCCGGAACCUUACGCAACGAGUUGGAUAGUUUGGUUACAAUCAGCGGAUCCGAUUUAUCUUGCAAAAACCCUCAAAAUGGCCGGCGGUGGUGAUGAUAGCAAACUUACCGGACUCUCCCGCUACUUCAACGGGGAGACGAUGAGAGGCCGAGCGAACGUUGCCAAGGCCACCUAUGCAUCGAUCGGUCUGCUGAUCCUGUAUUUCUCACUGAAGCCCAGCAAGAAGUAGAUACAGUCCCGAUGUCCAUUGUGUCCAUCGCGUAAUCGUUCUGUGAGGGGAGAACGCAGUGGAAAUACAUGACGCUGAGUAAAACCUAGUACAAAAUGUGUGUUUCUCAAUCGCGAGCAGUAAGAGUCUAGCGUCAAGAAUG
Molecule: messenger RNA, 440 nt
Organism: Anopheles darlingi
Lineage: Eukaryota; Metazoa; Arthropoda; Insecta; Diptera; Culicidae
Product: ATP synthase membrane subunit K, mitochondrial-like
Exons: 3
Coding region: 146-298 (50 amino acids)
Source: RefSeq, a predicted model, not a curated record